AUGAAUGGCUGUCAUCCAAAUGAAGAAGAACAAAUUAUGGAAGAUCCAGAGUAUGAAUAUUAUGAUUUAGUUUAUCCUAGUAGAUAUAAUCAAUUCGAGAUUUUCGUUCCAGAUUUCGUUCUUGAUUAUCUUAAAACUAUUGAAUAUCCUAAAUGCUAUAAAUAUAGAGGACUCUCUAUUUAUUCUUAUUCACCUUGCUUAGUUCCAUUUACCAAAGGAAUUGAUCUUACAGAAGAAGAUCUUGAUUCAUUAGCAAGAAUCAGUAUUCGUACAUUUCUAAAAGAUUACGAUGUUAAUGACCCUAUAUUUUUCCUUGAACAAUUAUGCAGUAUCAGUGUUGAAAUCGAUUUUUUUGUUUUGCCUUUUCUUUCAAAACCAAGCGUAAAUGCUCCGAAUGAUAUUAUUAAAUUCAUGGAAAUUUUUUCAAAACAAGCACGUAUCAAAGAAGAUUUUCAAUAUUAUUUCGCGUUUCCAUACGACUAUGAAUCAGAAACAAAUACUAAAGAUCGAUGCAAAGUACUUCCACUUUUCUACGAUUACUCUCAACUCGAAACAGAUAAUCCUUUCAAAAAGGUUCUUGUUUAUCUUAAAAUUAUUCAACUAGACAACAAACCAGAUUCUCAAAUAAAUGAUGAAUCCAAUAAAACAUUAGAUUUAACAGGAAAAUCUAAAGACAACAAAUCAACAAAUUCUACACAAAAGACUCAAUGUAUUGAAUCAAUCACGAAAAAAAAAAUAAAAAAAACUAAUUAUCAAACUAACAAAUCAGUUUAUUCCAUAAGGAAAGAUCAAGGAACAGACCCAAUCUUCCAAAAAAACCAAUUAUCAAACUAA
This is a messenger RNA of Trichomonas vaginalis G3, 834 nucleotides long. RefSeq lists its product as uncharacterized. The transcript has a single exon. Lineage: Eukaryota; Parabasalia; Trichomonadida; Trichomonadidae. The record is from RefSeq and is a predicted model, not a curated record. Bases 1 to 834 code for a protein of 277 amino acids.